Molecule: messenger RNA, 1128 nt
Organism: Trichosporon asahii var. asahii CBS 2479
Lineage: Eukaryota; Fungi; Basidiomycota; Tremellomycetes; Trichosporonales; Trichosporonaceae
Product: NAD-dependent histone deacetylase
Exons: 3
Coding region: 1-1128 (375 amino acids)
Molecular function (GO): histone deacetylase activity, NAD-dependent; NAD+ binding
Source: RefSeq, a predicted model, not a curated record
AUGGGCUCCAAGUCUUCAGCAACGAAGCAGCCCGCUCUAUCUCAAAUCGCCAGCCUCAUUCGCGAUGGCAAGGCAAAGCGCAUCGCUGUCUUGACUGGCGCCGGCAUCUCGACGUCAGCAGGCAUCCCGGACUUUCGCUCGCCCGGUACCGGUCUAUACGACAACCUGCAGGCUCUGAACCUGCCGUUCCCCGAGGCGGUAUUCAGCUUAGACUACUUUGAGGCGCGCCCCGAGCCGUUCUGGACAUUAGCCCGCGAUCUCUAUCCGGGCAAGUACUUCGUGAGCUACGUGGUCCGGAUCUUAGCUGACGUCCAGCCGACACCGACGCAUUACUUCCUGACACUACUCCACCGAAAGGGUCUGUUGCAGCGUGUCUGGACGCAGAACAUCGACACGCUCGAGACGGCAGCGGGCGUGCCGGAUGACUUGGUCGUGGAGGCGCACGGAUCGUUCCGCGAAGCACACUGCCUGGAUUGCGAGCGACACGCUCCGGUCGAGCAUGUCGUAGCCAGCGGUGUGCGACAGGGCAAGGUCGUGCGCUGCGCACACGACGACUGCGAUGGGCUCGUCAAGCCCGACAUCGUCUUCUUCGGCGAGGGUCUGCCAGACAACUUCUUCAUUCUCCAGCCGGAGCUGCGCAAAGCCGACUUGAUGAUUGUGAUCGGCACGUCACUGCAGGUCAUGCCUUUUGCAGGGCUCGUGGACCUUGCGCACCGCAAGACACCGCGGUUACUGAUCAACCGCGAGGCGGUCGGGCCGUUCGAGUAUCUUCGCAGCAACCAGACGCGAGGGAACGAUUCGCUCUGGCUCGGAGACGCGGACGACGGUGUCAAGGCGCUGGUCGACGAGCUAGGAUGGACGGAAGAGUUUGAGGAGCUCUGCAGGGAAGAGCGGAAGCGGCUAGACAAGGAGUGGGGAGGGCGGGAGGCGGCACUUGCAGAGAAGGUUGAGGCUGAGGAGAAGAAGGAGGAGGAAAAGAUCGACGCCGCGGUGCCAACAGAGGAGGAGGAAGCGACAUCUGAAGCGAAAGCCACCGAGGAGGACGAGGAUGUUCAGAAGCUGUCGGAGCUCAUCGACCAGGUCAAGAUUAACAAGACUGAGAAGCCCGACCCGAAGGCCAAGGUGUAG